AAGUUGUAUCAGGAGGAUCUUUCAGUUUUGGAAGACGACGAAGAUAAUUAUGACGAGGCUGAAGAGCUAGAGACCGAUAUCCUCGAGAAUUGCAUUGAAAGAUUUACAGAGAACGUCUGUUCUGUAAUUCCUUUAUUGAAGUCACCGAGGCUCUUUGAAGAACCAGAACAUUAUUUUGUGGAUUUUGUCGCAGGUGCUUUGCCCAAAUUUGAAAAAUGUAAUAAGGACGUAGAACUAUUGAGAUGGAUUAUUUUAUAUCAUCUAGGACAGCAAAUUCCUAACCCGGUCAGACUUCACGUCUUUUGGUGGGAAAAAUCCGAAACUGUGCUUGCCGAACUGCAGGUGAUGGAAAUGUGUCCGGAGAUCAUAAAAUCAAUAACUUCCUUGAAAAAUGAGGAAAUCAGGAGUCUCGACUUAGAAGCAUAUUUAUUGGAGGGAGUGGUUAAC
Molecule: messenger RNA, 447 nt
Organism: Acaulospora morrowiae
Lineage: Eukaryota; Fungi; Glomeromycota; Glomeromycetes; Diversisporales; Acaulosporaceae
Source: the annotation of a GenBank genome assembly